Messenger RNA from Melitaea cinxia (Glanville fritillary), 451 nucleotides. RefSeq lists its product as uncharacterized. The record is from RefSeq and is a predicted model, not a curated record. The transcript is spliced from 3 exons. Lineage: Eukaryota; Metazoa; Arthropoda; Insecta; Lepidoptera; Nymphalidae. The coding region runs from base 1 to 312 and encodes 103 amino acids.
AUGGAGACCUUAAUCGAUUCCAUAAUCGAUUUCUUACGAGUGAGGCAGCUUAACAUCGCGGUCGCGGCACUAUUAACAAUGAUUUACAUGAUGUAUCAAUACCGUGCGGUGCUCUUCAAGAUCGAAAGCGAAGAUGGCGUCCGAAGUCGACGGUCCAGCAGAAUGUCUAGAUCGCGAACCAGAUCUCGAUCAAGAUCAAGAACGAGGCAAGGAAGCCACGACUACAAAGUGUCAGAUACGAAACACGGGCGUCGGGGUCGAAAACCAACACGGCGCUGCCCAGACUGUAGCCUCUGUAACUUUGAUGAUUAAUCUUGAUCCGUGCCUAGACAAACAACGAGCCCGAUAGAUAAUCUAAAUGAGUUAUCAUUUUAUCAGUUUCGAUAUUAAAAUUAUAAUGCGUGCUAUUUAUUAUUGUUAACAUUGUUUAAGUAAAAGAUUUUCGCUGUUA